GUCCCUCUGCACCCCAGAGACAGAAGGACGCAGGGGUCUGUUGGAGGUGACUGCUGGACAAGCAGGGGAGGCACCUGUGGAAGGUGGAGGGCUGGUGGCCCCCCUAGCAGUCAGGAAGGGGAGCCAGCUAGUGAGAAGAUCGCCCAGAGGCAUCUGGGACGUUUGGUGGGAGAGCCCCGAAGAUUACAGCCAUGCCUCACAGCUCCGACAGCAGUGACUCCAGCUUCAGCCGCUCUCCUCCACCUGGCAAGCAGGACUCAUCCGAUGAUGUGAGAAAAGUUCAGAGGAGGGAGAAGAACCGCAUUGCUGCCCAGAAGAGCCGACAGAGGCAGACACAGAAAGCCGACACCCUGCACUUGGAGAGUGAAGACCUGGAGAAACAGAAUGCAGCUCUGCGCAAGGAGAUCAAACAACUCACAGAGGAGCUGAAGUACUUCACAUCCGUGCUGAGCAGCCACGAGCCCCUGUGCUCCGUGCUGGCCAGUGGCGCCCCCUCGCCUCCUGAAGUGGUAUACAGUGCCCAUGCCUUCCACCAGCCUCACAUCAGCUCACCACGCUUCCAGCCCUGAGCUUCCAGACAGGAAGAGGACGGAGCCCCAGUUGAUGCUCCUCCCGUGGGCCUUCGGAGGGGCAUGUCAACCGAGGCCAGGCUACCCUCAUACCUCCAUCUGGAGACCCAGUGGCAGAGGCCUGGACAAGGAUUGAACACAAGAAUUGUGCUGGCCAGAGGGACUUGAAGCCUCCCACCAGAGUGUAGCCAAUGUACUGGACCCCACAUGAGUGGAAAAGCAGCCCCGAGAGUCAUGGAUGAUGCCCAAGACCUACAGCACAGAGGAAG
This is a messenger RNA of Peromyscus californicus insignis, 838 nucleotides long. It is a transcript of the gene Batf, whose product is annotated as basic leucine zipper ATF-like transcription factor. The record is from RefSeq and is a predicted model, not a curated record. Gene Ontology annotation, cellular component: nucleus. Gene Ontology annotation, molecular function: DNA-binding transcription factor activity, RNA polymerase II-specific; RNA polymerase II cis-regulatory region sequence-specific DNA binding. The coding region runs from base 192 to 569 and encodes 125 amino acids. The transcript is spliced from 3 exons. Lineage: Eukaryota; Metazoa; Chordata; Mammalia; Rodentia; Cricetidae. Gene Ontology annotation, biological process: regulation of transcription by RNA polymerase II.